GAUUUUUUUUUAUGCGUGUUUAAAUUUACUCUACAGAUGGUUAAUUGACGAGACGGUUGUGAUCGCGGUUGUCCUCAGGUGUUAGGAUCUGAGGGUUGUUUGUUUUUUUCUUUUUUUUUUUAAAUUUGGGGACAAGAAAAAGGGGGCUUUGGAGAAGAAAUUAAGUGAACAAGGAAAAUGAGUGCGUCGAGGUUUAUCAAGUGCGUCACGGUUGGUGACGGAGCUGUGGGUAAAACUUGUUUGCUGAUUUCUUACACCAGCAACACCUUCCCUACGGAUUAUGUGCCAACUGUUUUUGAUAAUUUCAGUGCAAAUGUGGUCGUCAAUGGGAGCACUGUUAAUCUUGGUUUAUGGGAUACUGCCGGGCAGGAAGAUUAUAACAGAUUGAGACCUUUGAGUUACCGUGGGGCAGAUGUUUUCAUACUCGCAUUCUCUCUCAUUAGCAAGGCAAGUUAUGAGAAUGUUUCCAAGAAGUGGAUUCCAGAGUUGAAGCAUUAUGCACCUGGUGUGCCAAUAAUUCUCGUUGGAACAAAGCUUGAUCUUCGGGAUGAUAAGCAGUUCUUUAUAGAUCAUCCAGGUGCUGUGCCCAUCAGUACAGCUCAGGGGGAGGAACUGAGGAAGCUUAUUGGAGCACCUGCUUACAUUGAAUGCAGUUCAAAAACACAGCAGAAUGUGAAGGCAGUUUUUGAUGCGGCCAUCAGAGUUGUCCUUCAACCACCCAAGCAAAAGAAAAAGAAGAACAAAGCACAAAAGGCCUGCUCUAUUUUGUGAUUCAAAUCGGUGUAAAGACCCUCCGUCUUGCUCAUCUUUUCCCUCUUCUUUCUUCUUUUGCUCUUGAAGAAAACCGGAGGCCUUGAAAUAUUUUGUCUCAAAUUGGCGAUUGUGAGAAGCAUCAGGUGGUGUAGUGUUGCUUUCUUCAUAUUGUUGUGACUUCUAAUUGUUGAAAACACCUUACAUGGUUCUUGACUCCCAGUUUCAAUAUGCUUUAUGUAUUAAUGGAUCAAAACUUCCCACUUAGAAAAAAAACCACCUUGCAUGAACGUACUUAUUAACUCUGUAUUGUUUUUAAAGGCUUGUCCAUGUUUUCUGUAUCAUGUUUCAUGAUUCUUUAA
This is a messenger RNA of Pistacia vera, 1112 nucleotides long. RefSeq names its product rac-like GTP-binding protein RHO1. The coding region runs from base 178 to 771 and encodes 197 amino acids. The record is from RefSeq and is a predicted model, not a curated record. Gene Ontology annotation, cellular component: cytoskeleton; nucleus; cell projection. The transcript has 7 exons. Gene Ontology annotation, molecular function: GTP binding; GTPase activity; protein kinase binding. Lineage: Eukaryota; Viridiplantae; Streptophyta; Magnoliopsida; Sapindales; Anacardiaceae. Gene Ontology annotation, biological process: small GTPase-mediated signal transduction; regulation of cell shape; regulation of actin cytoskeleton organization.